CGCCUGCGAACGUCUGUUUUCGCCCCGCGCCUUGCCAAGCAAGAUUUCGCGGCAAGCGUCAGAAAGACGAAAAAAAAAAGAAAUUAGAGGGCCGGCCUGAGGUUUGGAGGAGGGUCCAGGCAACACCGUGCGUGUCGCACGACUUGCGUCGGACGCUACUUCGUUUCCCGCCCCCCUUCUCAUCUCAUCAGAAAAGGAGAGAGGGCUCGAGAGCUCAUUGGCUAACAGGGGCCUGCGGACCCUCACAGCGCGGGCAGGUUCUCGCUCUGUGGCCACGACGACGACGACUACGACGACUGCCUCUAUCCUCAUCGACUACAAUUGCAAGAUAUGCCACUGCUCCUUUUUGCAGCCCUGCUCGCCCUUCACUUCGCGGGAUGGGCACAGGCACUGCCUCGCAUCCUCCUCUUCACCGGUACCGCGCCUGGGGCCUACCGACAUGACUCAAUCCCCGUCGCCGCAGAUACCAUCACGGCGAUGGGCAACGGCAGCCUCCCCCUCGACGCAAAUGUUGUGGAUCCCUCGCUGCUGACGAGCAAUAGCGCGGCCCGCUGGGAGACGGUGCACACCGAGGACAAGACCCUAUUUGAGCAGAGUGGCUGGCUGAACCAGUUUGACCUCGUCGCCUUCGUCCACACCACCGACGCAAAUCCACCCGAGACUGGGAGCGUGCUCACGCCGGCCGGUGCCAAAAACCUCUGCACCUACUUCUCCCAGGGCGGCGGCUUCGUCGGCAUACACUCGGCGUCGGCCUCGAUGUACAGCUAUGGCUGCUAUGGCCGGGUCCUGGGCGCCUACUUCGACUACCACCCAGAGAUCCAGAACUUCACCAUCAGUGCCGUGGAUAGCAGCCACCUGUCCACCUCGAGGUUGCCCAAGAACCUCUUGCUGUACGAGGAACUCUACCACUUCCGCAGCGACCCACGCGCCCUCCCGUCGCCCGCCCACGUCCUCGUCACCAACACAUCGGCCGUCCAGGAUCCGGGCGUGAAUCUGAGAAACUUCCGGCUGGGCGGCGACGGGCCUGCGCCGCACCCGCUGGCGUGGUACCGGGAGGGCAACCUGCUCGCGUCCGUAGAUGGCAAUACCGCACUGGCGCAGACGGGCUCGCUGGCGGACAACCUCAACAGCACCACUGGCUUCGAGACGUUCGGCAAGCAGCCAGCCGCCGGCCGCUCCUGGUAUUCGUCCAUGGGCCACGCGAAUGCGACAUGGGCCAUCCCCGCCUACCGUGGUCACGUCCUCGGCGGGUUCGCUUGGGUCCUUCAGAGCAGGUGAGAGGGAGAGCGAGCGCAUGCAGACCCAACCGUCGGGCUAAAGCUGACAGACACGGUCCCUACCUCUUAGCUCGACGAAAACGAACAACAAAACGGCCACGGUGGGGCAGACGGCGGCGGCGGCGUCUCAGACGACCCAAAAUUCCAAGCCGAAUGCAGCUCGCGCCCGCCACCCCAAGCAGCACCGUACUACCCACCGCAACCACCACCACCAAGCCGGACGUGCUCUCGCUCAAGGUGGUGCCGCUGCACUCCUUGCUCUUCUGU
Molecule: messenger RNA, 1544 nt
Organism: Acaromyces ingoldii
Lineage: Eukaryota; Fungi; Basidiomycota; Exobasidiomycetes; Exobasidiales; Cryptobasidiaceae
Exons: 1
Coding region: 331-1278 (315 amino acids)
Source: RefSeq, a predicted model, not a curated record